This is a messenger RNA of Drosophila serrata, 363 nucleotides long. RefSeq lists its product as uncharacterized. The record is from RefSeq and is a predicted model, not a curated record. Lineage: Eukaryota; Metazoa; Arthropoda; Insecta; Diptera; Drosophilidae.
CUGUUGGCCUCAGUCUUCAUUUGUUUUUGAAACAGUCAACACCGCUUUUCUCCGUCCAUUGAAAUGGCUCAGGAUCCCAGACCUUUGUACUUUGCCGUGGGUCCUGGCCCUAAUGAGAUCACCUGUCCCUAUUGUCGCACCAAGGCCACCACUCGGGUGGUGCGCUCCUGGCUGCGUUGCUGCACCAAGAGACAUCACUGUGGCGCCUGUGGGGAAUACCUGGGAGUGUACCGUCGCCCACAGCUGUAGAAUAUCUGUGACGAUGUCAUCCAAUCUACACACUAAACUAAUGAUCAUUGAUCAUCACACGGAGCAAAAAAUAUUUAACGAACAUUGAUAGCUUUUUCUUGUUACUAUAAUAAA